AAUUCGUCAGCGCGGAAUAGAAUUUAUGUUAGUGAAAAAAGUCGAAACUAUCGGCCUCACAGUAGCAGAACAACUGGUACCGACAAGUUCUGGUUACAAAACUAAGACACUUUCCUCUGGGAAAGUAGACAUUGAAGUGGCAUCUGUCAAUCUAACACAACUGGAACAGUUAAGUUUGCCGGACAACCCUAACAGGUCUUACGAAGUCAGUUCCUUGGAGCAGAUUGGUAGAGUCGUGAUUCCUCUAGAGGCUUUUGCUUCUAAUACGUCAGUUCUUGGACAGGCUGUGUGGAUGAUGUUCGAUCCAUUGACGGCGAUGGAUGACUCUUCUGAAAUCGUGGUGAGAAGUCGUAUUAUGAACAUCGUUGUAAAACCACAUCGCACUCAAGAGUUUGAGAGACCAGUGGAGAUGACGUUUUGGCCAUCUCAGGACAUUCAAAGCAACGUAGACUGUGUAUUCUGGGAUCAAGGUCAGAAAAAUAACCACGGUAAUUGGUCGACAGAAGGUUGUCAAGUUACCCAAAGAAACUCUUCUACAGUCACGUGCCAUUGUAAUCACUUAACUAGUUUUGCAGUUCUUACAAGGGUCACUCCACAUCAGCCCAGCAAAGAACACGAGUUACCUCUUUCGAUCAUCACCUAUGUAGGGUGUGGUCUGUCAGUCCUUGGAUGCCUCCUGACAAUCCUUACCUAUUCAUUAUUACCGAGUGUUCGAUCGCAGAGAAUUCUAAUUCACAUGAAUUUGGUGACUGCUCUUGUUGUGGCCCAAGUGUUGUUUCUAGUUGCAGCGUUUGCAGUGAGCCCUCGAACAUCAAGGGUGGCCUGUUACGUCAUUGCAGUUAGCCUCCUUUUCUUGUUGUUAUGUGUUUUCUCGUGGAUGUUAGCAGAAGGCCUUCAUAUCUAUUUCACGGUAGUCAGAGUCUUUGAUUCUGGGAGAACAAGGAAGCUUUUUUAUUUGCUUAUAGGAUGGGGUUUCCCAUUUAUCGUAACUGUGGUUGUGGUUUCCGUUUUUCAAAGGGGACUCCUCUCCAACGAUCUAUGCUGGCUUUCAAUUGAGACUGGAGCCAUUUGGAGUUUUGUUGGUCCAGUUAUCUUCGUCAUGCUGUUUAAUCUGGUCAUUGUUACCAUGGUGAUGAGUGUUACAUCUAGAAUGUUAAAUGAAGAGACGCCAUCCAGUGUCAGGUCUUUGACAAAAGCUUUCAUUACCCUUCUUCCUAUUCUGGGCCUGACAUGGGUGUUUGGUCUUCUCGCUGUCAACAAUGACUCCGUACUAUUUGAAUACAUUUUUGCAAUACUCAAUUCCUUGCAGGGUUUCCUUAUUUUUCUCCUCUACUGCUUGAAAAAUUCAGAGGUUCGGAGAGAAUUUAAAAGGAAACUACACAAUCUCCGUGCACAAAGGCAUCCCUCUCACUCUUCAAAUCCGAACACUCCAAGAUGUACGCCGGCAGAAAUUGAAGCGCCAGGGCCUUGCACACAGCAAGAGAACACAACACGAGAUAAGGGCUUCGAAACAAGGCUAUAACCAUGUUUUAACUCUGUCUUACGCACUGUCCGAUAACUGAAGUAUUUGAACAUUUCCUCUCGACUGUCUGGCUAAAACCUUUUGUCCUUUCUUUGAAAUUUAGGAUUUGCAAAGUGUUUCGUAUCUGCUACUGCUUUAAUUUCAUGUCGAAGAUCAUGGUUUUGAACUGCCGAAUGGACGCAAUUACCCUUGUUUGGCUUGAAAUUUUUUUAUAGCGUUGAAAAGAGAACAAGGUACAGACUUAGGGACUUAAAGGUUAUCCUCGUUUAAACUCAUGAAGAAUCCGUCCUGGAUUUCUUUGAUUUACUGAACUUAACGGUAAGACUGAUAAAACGAGGAAGGUACUGGACUAAUGAAAUUUUACGGAACGCAGCAAGAUGAAAUCCUCCUAGGAGUUGACAGCAAGUAUUAUAAAAAUGAUUAUUGUAAGAGCACCAGAUAACGAAGGGAAAUUUUUGAACGUGGAGCAAGAAGGAAGCCAGAUGAGCAUGGAAUAAAAAAAAGGAAAAACAAUAUUGACGAAAGUUAAAAAUUCCUACGUGAAAUUUGUGCUGAGGCUGAAAAACUUCAAUCGGCGAAAACCUCGUCAGCAUAGAUGCGUUGCAGAAGACAGCUGAGAUAAAAUCGGAACCGUCUUUCUGAUGAUACAGCAAGGGCAGGGCAGGUAAUCAGCUCCUUCAAGAGGCUCCUGUGAUGAGCAGUAAUAGAAAUUGCAUACGUAUUUAAAAGGAUGUGAGGCGAAUUCACAGCUAAUCUUUCCAUGUUACAGGUCAAGAUCAUGGCUCAUUUAAGGUACUUAAGAGGAAUAUGUCAGUUGGCGACAAAAUCUAAAAGUUCACAUGACGUAAAAGUAGUUCAACAGGCACUUCAAAACUCCAACAUAAGUUUAUGAACCUGGCUUCGACAUUCACUGAAUAACGCCUGGACACCAGGAAUGCAGACUUGUCAUACAAAUGAGAGCCUUGUCAGGGUAAAAUGGGUAAAAUGACGACAAAGAACACACGGUCUCCACGUGCCCCACCCAUUUAGACCUUUCACAUAUUGUUUCCGACCUCAAAACUGCAGGCAUUUGUCUCUUACAGCAGUUAAAGAACGGAUGGCGACAAACUUCCUUGUCCUUGAUACCUCAUAUAGAAAUUCUGUUGAAAUAGCUAGACAACUGAACAACUCUCGUAGGGACAAUUUUAUUUUUGAGUCCUCUGACUAAUUGCAGAAGUUGUUGAAUUUUCCUUUGUUGGCCCUCUGUACAUCAAUUUUUCUAUCCUUUAUCUUGAUGAUUUUUUCAGAAUAAUUAUAGCAGCAAUCUCAUCCAUCCAGUUACUUCCAUCCAACUUCAAGAGACAACGAAGACAUCAGACCUUGAUCACUAAUAAAGCCCUAACUGUACACUGCCCAUUGCGAAAAUUGUUCUUUUUUUGCAGCCCACUUAUAAUGGUGACGUUUCAGCCGGAUGGAAGUCACUCCAGUAGUUACUACACUGUGAUCAUCUAAUCUGAUCACAAAAGCAAGUAAAUAGCGGAUAAUACAGACAACUUGGACGGAUCGGUCACCAGUCGACCAAUAAAGUCUCGUUGUCCAGUUAGUCGGUGGAUACCUCGACUGUGACAUCCAGAUGGUCGGUGGACACAUCGAUCGCGAAAUCGACUAACUAUGGGUCGUGUGUCAGUCAACCAUCGGCCGAUUAAGUUUCUUUAUCGUUCGGCUAUCAGCCAGCUAUUAGCUCGUUUAUGGGUCGACUAUUGGUCUAUUUAUUGUAUGCCGACUAUCGACUGACCAUUAGUCGUUAACUUGACCAAAAGACUAAAAAUAGAAGACAUAAUCCAAGAUCGCUUGAACUGUCUGCUAGAAAUUUAUCUGUUUCUCCAGCACAAAAAGUACCUUUUAUCGGUUCAAUCUCAAACGUAUGAUAGAGUUGUAAAUUCAGCCCAGGUGGCUUCACAACCAAGUCGUCUUCCAUGAAUACAGUGCACACAUAUAACACUUCACAAGGGUUACGGUCAAUCUAAAAUGAUCCCUAUACCAUGCAUUAAGGUUUGGCUUUAGCUGCUGGAUGUCGUGCUUUUUCUUUCCUUCCACCACUUUAGUGAAUGAGAAUUCUUACAUUUCUUUUGCUCGAGUUCUUUCAAGCCCUAUUCAUUGGUUAACAACGCCAUAUCAAUACUUUCAACAGGGCACAAAAACAGAA
Stylophora pistillata is the source of this 3707-nucleotide messenger RNA. RefSeq lists its product as uncharacterized. Lineage: Eukaryota; Metazoa; Cnidaria; Anthozoa; Scleractinia; Pocilloporidae. Gene Ontology annotation, cellular component: plasma membrane. The record is from RefSeq and is a predicted model, not a curated record. Gene Ontology annotation, biological process: G protein-coupled receptor signaling pathway; cell surface receptor signaling pathway. Gene Ontology annotation, molecular function: G protein-coupled receptor activity.